Rhizophagus irregularis DAOM 181602=DAOM 197198 is the source of this 696-nucleotide messenger RNA. RefSeq lists its product as uncharacterized. The record is from RefSeq and is a predicted model, not a curated record. Gene Ontology annotation, molecular function: zinc ion binding. Lineage: Eukaryota; Fungi; Glomeromycota; Glomeromycetes; Glomerales; Glomeraceae.
AUGUGCCAAUCUGUGUGUUAUUUCAUGCAUCAAGUAUCAAUUGCAGAAGCUCUAACAUUGGAUGAUGAUUCAUUUAAGCCAAUCUUUGAUGGAGAAGACUCUGCUGAAACUUUUGCCGAAAUAGAUGAAGAUAGGGAACUGGACUUGCAAUCACUAAUGGCAAUGGUUAAUAUUGAUGAUAUCAUUGAGAUAUGGAAGAUUUCUAGAUAUAAUUAUCCAAAGACCUACCAAUUCGUGAUUCUUCUUAGUACUGGUGAGCAUUUAUGUACUUGUUUUAUGCUCAUCACUCAUGGUAUUGUGUGUCGGCAUUUUUUUAAAGUAUUUGUUAAAUCAUCCAAAGCACGUUUUCAUUUAACAUUGAUACCUUGCCGUUGGUAUAAAGAUGAAUAUAUUAGUUUAAGUGAGGGUUAUUUUAAUGAAAAGGUUAUAGGCAACAGAAAUUUUAAUUAUAGUAGCACCUUUGAAUUUACCAGAAAGUAUACUAUAAAUGAUCUUUCAGAAGAAUACUCCAAACAAAUAACGCGAAAACAACUGAAAUAUGGCAUUUUAAUGGGUGAAGCAAAAAAAGCCAUUCAGUUUGCAAUUUGUGAUGAUGAUGAAGAAUUAAUCAAACUUAUAAAGGAGUAUAAUAAAAGGAAAAAAACUCAAUACAUUCAGGCGGAAUCAGUUAAGCAACAAAGAGCUUUAGCAAAUUGA